This is a messenger RNA of Physella acuta, 3450 nucleotides long. Its product is annotated as biotin--protein ligase-like. Gene Ontology annotation, cellular component: cytoplasm. Gene Ontology annotation, biological process: protein modification process. Gene Ontology annotation, molecular function: biotin--[biotin carboxyl-carrier protein] ligase activity. Lineage: Eukaryota; Metazoa; Mollusca; Gastropoda; Physidae. The record is from RefSeq and is a predicted model, not a curated record.
CCUAGAAUCCAGAUCUAGUAGAUCUAGAUGAGAUGAGAUGUGUAACCUCGGCCUCAACGCACAAUCGUGACUAUGUAGUUGAACGUAGCCGAUUUUUGACGAAUAACAAAUUGUGUACACAUAAAAAAGCGUGACAUUGUUUAUAAAUGACCCUUAAAUGAAAGAGAAGAAAAUCUUCUAGGGCUUUGAGUCUUUGACUUUUAGAAUGAUUAUUAAGAAGUAGCCAAAAUAAGCCACCAUGCCUUUCCUAACUCUGGGCAACUUUGUUUUGAUGAGCAUGCAAUGGCUUUAUGAAACAUUGCGGCAAAGAAGGUACGGACUAGCAAUGAAUCGUCUGCUUCGCACCUCCAGCAUCCUGGUCCAGAAAUUGAAGAAAUCCAACACAAGUAGUUUAGCCAAGAGUUUACUGUUUGAAGCAGAUCUUGGGAAGUCUGAACGAAUAGAGUUCCAGGACGAUUAUAUUUCUAUCUCUGCCAUUGAACCUGUGCAAGAAGUUGACCUAAGUACCUGGACCUCCUACACAUCAUACAUAGAAGUUCCCAACUUAGUGCCAGAACCACAACAAAAUAUUUGUCUCCUACUGGAGGCACGGAGACCCAAAAACUUGGAGAGGUUUCUCAAUGAAACCUUGAACAUACUACCAGCAUAUAGGGUCCAUGUACUGCUACACGGGUACCCCAUCGCCUGGAAAACUGCUGACCCUUUCGCCAUUGUCCUACACUGUAGCUUCCCUGGUCUUAUCGCACUCACUGAUGCAUUUGGUCAGGGCAGGCUCACCUUUGAUGAAGACCUUGAACUCUUACAGCUAGUGACAAUAACCACCAAGGGAAGCCCACAAAAGCUGGUCCCCAAUGUGUACGAGUCUAUGGACACAAUAAGUGGCACCACAGUGGACAUAAACAGCAAGCCACUCGAUAGGGGAAUCACCAGGGGUGUCAUUGGAGCACACCUGGAUGACAGUGAACCUGUUAAUGAAGACCAGCCCACAUUUGUGUCUUCUACAAAGCUGGUUUUAAACCAGCCAGUUGUGAAAGAGGAUUCUAGUUUACAAGUUAAAUCUACAGCCAUUCAUAACAUUUCUGUAAAACCAGAGGCAGAUGACCGUCUUGACCAGCCACAGCAACCUGCGGACGUAGGUCAACCUGCGGCAGGUGACAGAGGUCAGCCUAUCACAGGGGACAUAGGUCAACCUGCGGCAGGAGAUAAAGAUCAGCCUGUGGCAAACGACAACGGCUUGACCACCAACCUACCCAAACCCCACACCAAACCACCAAACAUUCUCGUGUACUGCGGCGCCAAAGACACCGCCAGGAUUUUCUCCGAGGUCAAAUCCAGCCUAGAGUCCAGCAUCAACACCGACGCCUACACCAUCUACCACCUCUCCCAGGAGAAAAUGCUAUCGGCGCCAUGGUCCAACAACACGGCUCUGCUCAUCGUCUCCUCCUGCGCCCAGCUCCAGCAAGAUGUCGAGGACAAGGUAGUGGACUACGUCCUCAAAGACUGCGGCCGCUUGCUGAGCUUCAACACCUCGGUGGACGCCAGGUUUGCGCAGAAGGUGGAAGAGGAAGAUUGCAAAGGGGAUCGUGUUGUGACAUUCAGGUUUGGUGACUGCGAUCAUGUGACUACUGUCAGGGGUCGUUUUUAUUACUAUGGCAUGUCGGAUAGUGCUGAGGUGAUAAUUCCUUAUGAAAAUGCGGAGGAGUUUGAGAAGUCUUUAGGACAUUCUAGCGAAGCUGACGGCGUUAAGAAAGCUUUAGUUUUAAAAACAAUUGGAAUGGACGGCGGUGUGGUCAUUUUAUCACAGCUGCUCCUAGAAAGAGAUCCCACAGAAUUUGCGUGUGACCAGGAAUCGUUUGCCUCCCUCAAGCGCUCCAACGCUGACCGUCUGACCGUGUUCCGAGAGCUCCUCACCUCCCUGGGGAUUGACACCAGCCCAGGUGUGGUCCCCCCACUCACCCCCUGCCUCCUGCUUGUACGGAGAAUUGGGUUGAAAGAAUCAUUUCUAGAAUCCUUCAAAUAUCGCCUGCAUGCAGACAGGGUACUCAAAGCCCAGAAAAUAAGCUUAAAAUUUCUUCAGUCCCCUGACGACACGGCACCCACCUCGUCUCUCCUCCCUGUCAUGACGUCAACAGAGUGUGACGUCAAGACCAAAUACUUUGACCUGACGGACUACUGGAUGAACCUGAAGACGUCAGUACUGGGCCAGGUUGUGUUCUACACCGACGUCAUCACCACCACCAUGACUGUGUUUGAGGGGCUACUCUUCUCCAUCCCCGACGACGUGGGGGUUAUUGCCAUCGCAGGCCGCCAAACCAGCGGCAAAGGAAGGGGAGGUAAUGCGUGGAUAAGUCCAGAGGGCUGUGCAAUGUUUACUCUCCCUUUGACAAUCAGCUUAGACAGUGAACUUGGACAUAAAGUGUCAUUUCUGCAACAUCUGGUAUCAUUAGCUGUCGUCAAAAGUGUCGUCACUCUGCCAGGGUAUGAGAAUCUGGACCUUAAACUGAAGUGGCCAAAUGACAUUUAUUAUGGCAAGGAAAUGAAACUUGGGGGUGUACUUGUCACAUCUACUGUCAUGGGCUCCAAAAUAUUUGCCACUAUAGGGUGUGGUUUUAAUGUCUCCAACAGCAACCCAACCAUCUGCAUCAACGACAUCAUCAGGCGGUUCAACAGCUCACAUACUCCUCCACUCGACCUUUCACCUUUGUCAGUCAGCCAGCUGAUUGGGCGUACUGUAACUUCCCUGGAGAGUCUGGUCCAAGAAUUUGAGAGGAGCGGCCACCGAGGUUUUUGUCAAGAAUAUUACAAGUACUGGCUCCACACGGGUGCCACUGUGACUGUACAGCUAGAUCAACCAACAGUAGGGGAGAUAAUAGGACUAGACGAGCACGGGUUUCUCUCUAUACGUACAACAGACAACGUCCUUAUGAGUGUUCAGCCCGAUGGAAAUUCAUUUGAUAUGAUGCAUAACUUAAUCUACGUCAAAUCUUGAAACAACAGAACUUAUUUGACAUGAUGCAUAACUUAAUCUACGUCAAAUCUUGAAACAACAGUCGCAUAUUUUAAUGAACUCACUUGACAUGAUGGAUAACUUAAUCUAUGUCACUCAUUUAAAUUAAUCAGACAGAAAACUUGUCAAAUGUGAUGUUUAAUUUAAUCAGUCAAAUUAUGAAAUAACAGUCAACUAUUUUAAUCUAUUAAUUUUAACCAAGUAAUAUUCAGCUAUUAUUUCUUUAAUUCUUAUGCUCAUGUAGUAAAAACAAAAGAAAUACUGGUCUGUGUUCCAUACCUGUGGCUCACAAUACCACAGUAUUUGUAUCUGCUUUAUAAAGAGGUGCUAGAUCAAUGUUAGUAAACUUUACACUAAUGUAACGCUAGUAUUAAUGUUAACCCUAUCCAAAACCCUAUAACUCAAAGCCCAAACCCUAAUUUCUAGACCUAGUUCAUUUAAAA